AGGCGGGUGUUGCGCCAAAUUGUAUAAUGAAGAAAGAAUAAUAAUUUUUGAUAUUCAAGAAAAGUUUAAUUAUUGCGCAAAAAAGAAAAGAAAUUAAUAUUAAACAACUAAAAUAACAAUUUAAAAAUUUUUUGUUUGUUUAGAUUUUUUCGAUAAUUAAAUUAAAAUUACAAGAUAUAAUUAUCAAGUUCAAAAUGUCAAAAGCAGUUAAUAAAAAGGGAUUGCGUCCCAGAAAGUCAGACUCAAUUCUAGAUCAUAUUAAGAAUAAGUUAGAUCAAGAAUUCUUAGAGGAUAAUGAAAAUGGUGAAUAAAGUGAUGAAGAUUACGAUUAAAAGUCUUUAAACAAAGCAAAAAAGCCAUACAAAAAGAGAUAAACUUAAAAUGGAUCUGAAUUAGUUAUUUCUCAAUAAAAAACAAAAGCAAAAGCAUCAGCAAAUAAUAAAAAAAGUGCUAAAAAUAGCCAGAAAUUGGAUGAAGAAGAAAAAAUUGUUGAGGAAGAAGAUUUAUCUCCUCAAAAGAAUGGUGCUGUAUCUGAAGAUGAUUAGCAAUAAGAAGCCUCUACAUAAGAGGAUGACUACUUAGAUAGAUUACCUAAAUCAAAAAAAGGACUUUAGGGAUUAUUAUAAGAUAUUGAAAAGAGAAUUCUUCAUUAUAAAUAAUUAUUUUUCAAAGAAUAAAAUGAAAUAGCUAAUGGAAAAAGGAGUAUGGUACCAGAUAAUUCAAUUCCAAUUUGCUCAGAUGUUACAAAACUUAAUUUCUAAGCUUUAAUAGAUGCAUAAAUGAGACACGCUGGUAAGAUGUUCGAUGUUAUUAUGAUGGAUCCUCCUUGGUAACUCUCAUCCUCUCAACCUUCAAGAGGUGUAGCUAUUGCUUAUGAUUCUCUAUCAGAUGAAAAGAUUUAAAACAUGCCAAUCCAAUCUCUAUAACAAGAUGGAUUUAUUUUUGUUUGGGCAAUUAAUGCUAAAUACAGAGUUACAAUAAAAAUGAUUGAGAAUUGGGGUUAUAAAUUAGUUGACGAAAUAACUUGGGUAAAAAAGACUGUUAAUGGUAAAAUCGCAAAAGGACAUGGAUUCUACUUGCAACAUGCUAAAGAAAGUUGUUUAAUAGGAGUAAAGGGAGAUGUUGACAAUGGCAGAUUUAAAAAGAACAUUGCUAGUGAUGUUAUUUUUAGUGAAAGAAGAGGUUAAAGUUAGAAGCCUGAAGAAAUUUAUCAAUAUAUAAAUUAACUUUGUCCUAAUGGAAAUUAUUUAGAAAUCUUUGCCAGAAGAAAUAAUUUACAUGAUAAUUGGGUUUCAAUAGGAAAUGAAUUAUGAAAAAAAGUUAUCCUUAAAUAUUUAAAUAAAAUAAUUUACUUGUAUAUAAUUAAAUAUCUAUUAGUUUGUGUUAUUUAUUUUAGGUGUGUCCUUAUAAACACUUACUCAAAAUUACAUUU
Messenger RNA from Tetrahymena thermophila SB210, 1432 nucleotides. Its product is annotated as MT-a70 family protein. Gene Ontology annotation, cellular component: RNA N6-methyladenosine methyltransferase complex. The record is from RefSeq and is a predicted model, not a curated record. NCBI's taxonomy places the organism in Eukaryota, Ciliophora, Oligohymenophorea, Hymenostomatida, Tetrahymenidae. The transcript has 4 exons.